AUGAUUACCGCUAGGCUUACUCGCGUGGGUGCCUUGGCAUCCAAAUCCCGCCUCCUCUUCACACGAACACCACCUUUGCUAACUUACUUGUCCCUCCAGCUUCUGGGAGCGCGGGGUAUGGCUACUGUGUCCGACAAUCCCCUUGAUAAAAAAGUUGAAAUGAACAAUUGGGAAAAGGGCAACUACAUUAAUUACAAAAAAAUGGCUGAAAAUUUGGACAUUGUCCGAGCUCGCCUGAACCGCCCGCUGACGUUUGCUGAGAAGAUUUUGUAUUCCCAUCUCGAUGAUCCUCACGGCCAAGAGAUUGAGCGUGGAAAAUCUUACUUGAAAUUACGGCCUGAUCGCGUUGCUUGUCAAGAUGCUACUGCUCAGAUGGCCAUUCUCCAAUUCAUGUCAGCCGGCAUGCCAUCUGUCGCUACCCCUUCGACUGUUCACUGCGAUCAUUUAAUCGAAGCCCAGGUUGGUGGUGACAAGGAUCUUGCCAGAGCCAACGAAAUCAACAAAGAAGUUUACAAUUUCCUUUCCACGUCUUGCGCAAAAUAUAACAUUGGAUUCUGGAAGCCAGGCUCUGGUAUUAUCCACCAGAUCCUUCUAGAAAACUAUUGUUUCCCGGGUGCUCUUCUUAUCGGAACUGACUCUCACACUCCCAACGGUGGUGGUCUGGGAAUGGCCGCCAUUGGUGUCGGUGGUGCUGAUGCUGUUGAUGUCAUGGCUGGUCUUCCAUGGGAAUUGAAGGCACCUAAAGUUAUUGGAGUGAAACUUACCGGCCAAUUGUCUGGAUGGACUGCGCCCAAGGAUAUUAUUUUGAAGGUCGCUGGAAUUCUCACUGUAAAGGGCGGCACUGGCGCCAUCGUUGAGUACCAUGGACCUGGCGUUGAUUCCUUGUCAUGCACGGGUAUGGGCACUAUCUGUAACAUGGGUGCUGAAAUCGGUGCCACCACUUCUGUUUUCCCCUUUAACGACCGGAUGUACGACUACCUCAAGGCGACCAAACGCCAGGCUAUUGGUGAUUUCUCCAGAGUGUAUGCUCAGGGUCUUCGUGAGGAUGAGGGCGCUGAGUACGAUCAACUCAUUGAGAUCAAUUUGAGUGAACUCGAACCCCACAUCAACGGCCCUUUCACCCCAGAUCUUGCUACUCCUAUUUCAAAGUUCAAGGAAGCUGUUAAGGCAAAUGGCUGGCCGGAGGACUUGAAAGUUGGCUUGAUCGGCUCGUGCACCAACUCGUCUUAUGAGGACAUGUCUCGUGCAGCCUCCAUUGCUCGCGAUGCCUUAGACCACGGAAUCAAGGCCAAAGCUCUUUUCACCGUUACCCCUGGAUCGGAGCAGAUUCGUGCCACCAUUGAACGUGAUGGCCAAUUGCAAACACUUGAAGAAUUUGGCGGUGUUAUUCUUGCCAAUGCCUGUGGCCCUUGCAUUGGACAGUGGGACCGUAAAGACGUUAAGAAAGGCGAAAAGAACUCUAUCGUCUCCUCCUACAACCGGAACUUUACUGGACGUAACGAUGCUAACCCCGCCACUCAUGCAUUCGUUACAUCGCCCGAUCUCGUUGUUGCCUUGACGAUUGCUGGUACCCUCAACUUCAACCCUCUUACUGAUACCCUUAAGGACAAGGAUGGAAAGGAAUUCAAACUUUCUCCUCCAUCCGGCGCUGGCCUUCCCUCCAGCGGCUAUGAUCCAGGCCGUGAUACCUACCAAGCUCCUCCCGCAGAUAGAGCCUCCAUCAAAGUUGACGUUUCCCCAUCCAGUGACCGUCUCCAGGUUCUUGAGCCAUUCAAGGCAUGGGAUGGAAAGGAUGCCACUGGAAUCCCAAUCUUGAUUAAGGCCCAAGGAAAAACCACCACCGAUCACAUUUCUAUGGCCGGCCCUUGGUUAAAAUACCGCGGACAUCUUGACAAUAUCUCGAACAACAUGCUUAUCGGCGCCGUAAAUGCCGAAAACGGAGAAGUCAACAGCGUUAAAAACUUCAAAACCGGAGAAUAUGCCGCUGUACCUGAUACCGCUCGUGACUACAAGGCUAAGGGAAUCAAGUGGGUUGUUAUUGGUGAUUGGAACUACGGUGAGGGUAGUUCUCGAGAGCAUGCUGCCCUUGAGCCCAGGCAUCUCGGCGGUCUCGCCAUCAUUACCCGAAGCUUCGCCCGUAUUCACGAAACCAAUCUCAAGAAGCAAGGCAUGCUUCCUUUAACCUUUAUUGAACCUGCCGAUUAUGACAAGAUCCCUCCCACUGCGACCGUCGACCUUAUGUGCACAGAACUCGCUGUCGGGAAACCCAUCACUCUCCGUGUUCACCCUAAGGACGGCAAGUCCUUUGAUAUCUCUUUGGCGCACACCUUCAACGAAUCUCAGCUUCAGUGGUUCAAAGAUGGAAGUGCUCUCAACACCAUGGCUAAGCAGAGAUCAUGA
This is a messenger RNA of Ophidiomyces ophidiicola, 2400 nucleotides long. It is a transcript of the gene ACO1, whose product is annotated as Aconitate hydratase mitochondrial. NCBI's taxonomy places the organism in Eukaryota, Fungi, Ascomycota, Eurotiomycetes, Onygenales, Onygenaceae. Gene Ontology annotation, biological process: tricarboxylic acid cycle. Gene Ontology annotation, molecular function: aconitate hydratase activity; 4 iron, 4 sulfur cluster binding. The transcript has 8 exons. The coding region runs from base 1 to 2400 and encodes 799 amino acids. Gene Ontology annotation, cellular component: mitochondrion; cytosol. The record is from RefSeq and is a predicted model, not a curated record.